AUGAGCUCCUCUGAAGACGAUACCCCACUCGUUAAAAUGAACGGUAGAUCUUCCGUAGGUCAACCCAACGGCGUCACGAACAGCGCAUCCAAAACCAACGGCCAUGUCGACCCUGGCGUAUCCAUCCGAUUUGGGCCCGUACAAAACGAUGGCGACACUGAGAUGAGAGAUACAGACGGCAUCAACGGUCUUAGCAAAAGAAAGGCGCGAACCAGUGUUGGCAAUGCAAAGUCGUAUGCGGAGCCUGAGAGCAGCGAGGAGGACGAGCCACUAAGCAAACGUCGCCGCACCUCGGUGAAACACGAGGAUCCAGAGACGGACGAAGACGUGCCGCUCGCGCUCAAUGGGAGAAAACUCCCCAAGGCUUCAGAAACAGCAAUCGGCAACGAAUCCGACUCCGAUGUUCCGAUUGAAAGAAAGUUGGCCGCCGAGAAGAAGAAGAUUCAGAUCAAGGCCGAAAAGGGCGCAGAAUCAAACCGGAAAACCGCCAAACCAGCGGCAGCUCCCAAGAAAGUGGCGAACGGGGUAAAGAAGGAGCCUACGACGAAGCAGCCACUUAAGCAAAUCAAAGCCGAGCCAAAGUCGACAACUCCGGCCAAGAAGAAUGGAAAGGCGGCAUCGAUCAAGAAAGAAGAAAGUGCGGAUGCUGAGGAUGCUGAGGAAGAGGAAGAGUACCGAUGGUGGGACGACCCGACAAAGAGUGAUGGUACGAUCAAGUGGAAGACACUCGAACACAAUGGCGUUGUCUUCCCUCCUCCAUAUGAACCGCUCCCAAAGAAUGUGAAAUUGAAGUAUGAUGGUGUCCCUGUCAACCUUCACCCUGACGCCGAAGAAGUCGCGACCUUUUUUGGUACCAUGCUAAAUUCAACGCAACAUGUGGAGAAUCCCACUUUCCAAAAGAACUUCUUCAUGGACUUCAAGGAGAUCUUGAAGAAAACUGGCGGUGCCAAGGAUCAAAAGGGCAACAAGGUCGACAUUAAGGAAUUCUCAAAGUGUGAUUUCCGGCCGAUUUUCGAGUUUUUUGAUGCGCAACGCCAGGAGAAGAAAGCUCUUCCACCCGCCGAGAAGAAACGCUUAAAGGCUGAAAAGGAUGAACAGGAGGCACCUUAUAUGUACUGUAUGUGGGAUGGCCGCAAGCAGAAAGUUGGCAAUUUCAGAGUUGAACCUCCCUCGCUCUUCCGUGGCCGUGGUGAACAUCCCAAGACGGGUCGUGUGAAGUCGCGAGUUCAGCCAGAGCAAAUCACCAUCAACAUUGGCAAAGAUGCCCGCGUUCCGCCUCCACCGGAAGGUCAUAAGUGGAAAGAGGUGAAGCAUGAUCAAGAAGGUACAUGGCUCGCCAUGUGGCAGGAAAAUAUCAAUGGCAACUACAAGUAUGUCAUGCUUGCAGCCAAUUCUGAUGUCAAGGGUCAAAGCGAUUACAAGAAGUUUGAGAAGGCCCGAGAACUCAAGAAGCACAUCGCCAGGAUCCGAAAAGACUAUCAGAAGAAUUUGAAGAACGAGUUGAUGGUUGAGCGGCAGAAAGCCACGGCUGUUUAUCUCAUUGACCAGUUCGCCCUUCGUGCGGGUAACGAAAAGGGUGAGGACGAGGCGGACACCGUCGGCUGUUGCUCUCUGAAAUAUGAGAACGUCACACUCAAGCCCCCUAAUAAGGUGAUAUUCGACUUCCUGGGUAAGGAUAGUAUCCGGUUCUACGAUGAGGUUGAGGUGGAUGCCCAGGUUUUCAAGAAUCUGAAAAUCUUCAAGAAGGCGCCCAAGAAGGAAGGUGACGAGAUCUUUGAUCGUCUAACUACCUCUGCCCUCAAUAAGCAUCUCUCGCAAUAUAUGCAAGGCCUUACAGCAAAGGUGUUCCGUACCUACAACGCCUCGUACACAAUGUCCGAACUACUCAAGGACAUGAACGCCACUGGUACCAACGCAGAGAAGGUCAAGGCAUACAACGACGCAAACCGCAAGGUUGCCAUUCUGUGUAACCAUAAGCGAACAGUUACCGCUUCACAUGCUAACCAGAUGGAGAAAAUGAGCGAGCGAAUCAAGGGCCAACGGUAUCAGAAAUGGCGCCUUAAACAGAUGAUGCUCGAUUUGGAUUCCAGCUUGAAGAAGAAAAAGGGCGCCCAAUUCUUCGAGCUAGAUGAGGACAUCGACAAGGAGUGGAUCAAAGAACAUCAAGCUUUCUUGAUUGAAGAGCAGCGGCUGAAGAUCAAGAAGAAGUUCGAAAAAGACAACGAGAAGCUUGCAGCAGAGGGUGAGAAGGAAAUGAAGGCCAGUGAACUCGAAACCCGCUUGGAAGUUGUCAAGGAAAUGGAGAAGAAGUUUGCCAAGGAGAAUAAAACUGGCAAGGUCGAGGUUGAAGGUCGAGGCCCGACUGUCGAAAAACUGGAAGCCGCCGUCACCAAGAUCCAGCAACGCAUCGAUAACAUGGAGCUCCAGGCUCAGGACAAAGAGGACAACAAGGAAGUGGCCCUUGGUACCUCGAAGAUUAACUAUAUAGAUCCUCGACUCACAGUCGUCUUCAGCAAGAAGUUCGACGUCCCUAUCGAGAAGUUUUUCUCGAAAUCCUUGCGCGAGAAGUUCGAGUGGGCCAUCAAGUCUGUUGAUCAGGAUUGGGAGUUUUAA
Aspergillus calidoustus is the source of this 2613-nucleotide messenger RNA. The record is from the annotation of a GenBank genome assembly. NCBI's taxonomy places the organism in Eukaryota, Fungi, Ascomycota, Eurotiomycetes, Eurotiales, Aspergillaceae.